Molecule: messenger RNA, 2403 nt
Organism: Trichosurus vulpecula (common brushtail)
Lineage: Eukaryota; Metazoa; Chordata; Mammalia; Diprotodontia; Phalangeridae
Gene: COLGALT2
Product: collagen beta(1-O)galactosyltransferase 2
Exons: 12
Coding region: 1-1893 (630 amino acids)
Molecular function (GO): procollagen galactosyltransferase activity
Source: RefSeq, a predicted model, not a curated record
AUGGCUGAGCGCCCCGCCACCCUUCGCGCCUGGUCUCUGCUGCUGGUCUUACUCUCCUUGGCUUCGCUCUGGAGCUGCCUGCGGGCGCGCUUCGCAGCUGAGGCGGACCCCAAAGACCCAGAGGCAGAGGUGGAGGUGGUAGUUUUCCCAGAGUCGCCCUUGCAGAAACCCACGGUGUUCGUUACCAUCCUGGCCCGCAACGCUGCACACACGCUGCCCCAUUUCUUGGGCUGCUUGGAGCGGCUGGACUAUCCCAAGGACAGGAUGGCCAUCUGGGCAGCCACAGAUCACAACAUUGACAAUACAACAGAGAUCCUCAGAGAGUGGCUGAAGAACGUGCAGAAAUUAUAUCACUAUGUGGAAUGGAGGCCAAUGGAUGAUCCUCAGUCUUACCCCGAUGAAAUUGGACCAAAGCACUGGCCAGGCUCCCGGUUUACCCAUGUGAUGAAACUCCGGCAGGCUGCCCUUCGAACUGCGAGGGAAAAAUGGUCCGACUACAUCCUGUUUAUAGAUGUCGACAAUUUCUUGACUAAUCCACAAACCCUCAAUCUGAUGAUCUCCGAAAACAAGACUAUUGUGGCCCCGAUGUUGGAAUCUCGAAGCCUCUACUCUAAUUUCUGGUGUGGAAUCACACCUCAGGGCUACUAUAAACGGACCCCCGACUACCUUCAGAUUAGGGAAUGGAAGAGAAGAGGCUGUUUCCCUGUCCCGAUGGUGCACUCCACAUUCCUCAUUGACCUCAGGAAAGAGGCCUCACACAAGCUGAUGUUUUUUCCCCCACACCAAGAUUAUUCCUGGACUUUUGAUGACAUCAUUGUCUUUGCCUUCUCCAGUAGGCAAGCAGGUAUUCAGAUGCAUCUUUGCAACAGAGAACACUAUGGCUACCUCCCCAUCCCACUGAAGCCACACCAGACAGUGCAAGAAGACAUCGAGAACCUCAUUCAUGUGCAGAUAGAAGCAAUGAUUGACCGUCCUCCAAUUGAACCCUCCCAGUAUGUCUCAGUUGCCCCCAAAUACCCAGACAAGAUGGGAUUUGAUGAGAUUUUCAUGAUAAACCUCAAACGGCGGAAGGACAGACGGGACCGAAUGUUGCGCACGCUUUAUGAACAAGAGAUCGAGGUCAAAAUUGUAGAGGCUGUGGACGGAAAGGCCCUGAAUACAAGUCAGCUGAAAGCUCUGAAUAUUGAAAUGCUACCUGGGUACAAGGAUCCCUAUUCUUCCAGGCCAUUGACUAGGGGUGAAAUUGGUUGCUUUCUUAGCCACUAUUCUAUCUGGAAGGAGGUAAUUGACCGAGAACUGGAGAAGACACUUGUUAUUGAGGACGAUGUGCGUUUUGAACAUCAGUUUAAGAAGAAACUUGUGAAGUUGAUGGAUGACAUUGACCGAGUGCAGCUAGACUGGGAAUUGAUUUACAUUGGUCGGAAGAGAAUGCAAGUGCAAGAACCAGAGAAGGCCGUGCCCAAUGUCAUGAAUCUGGUUGAGGCUGAUUACUCCUACUGGACCCUUGGCUAUGUCAUCUCCUUGGAAGGGGCCCAGAAGCUGGUUGGAGCCGACCCCUUUGGAAAAAUGCUGCCAGUAGAUGAGUUCUUGCCGGUCAUGUACAACAAACAUCCCGUAGCCAAAUACAUGGAGUACUAUGAGCCCAGGGAUCUGAAAGCUUUCUCAGCUGAACCCUUGCUCAUCUAUCCCACCCAUUACACAGGGCAGCCUGGUUACCUGAGUGACACAGAGACAUCCACCAUCUGGGACAAUGAAACUGUGUCCACCGACUGGGACAGGAAGCACUCUUGGAAGUCUCGGAAGCAGGCACACAUCCACAGCAAUGCUCAGAACACAGAUGCUUUGCCCCCCACCACUUCCCUGGAUACAGCACCCUCAAGGGAUGAGUUAUGAUGGGCCUCGUGGUUCUGUCUACAACUGGACCUGCCUCUUGCUUUUUGUUUGUCUUUAGAGAUAAUCCUCCAAUUUCCUUUUUUAUUUCAUUGUCACUCUCAGAAGAUCAAGUUGAUUUGACUCAUCUGAUUGAAAGUAGUAAAUUAUUAGAAAGAAAAGGCAAUGAAGUUAAUUUAAGAAGGCUCUAGGAAGAUGGGAAGAUAGGCUUCUUUUUUAAAAAACAUUAAGGUAUCUUUCAGUUUGGUUUGGUCAGAUGCUUUGGUUCAUCACCUUUGUGAAGUGGCUGCUCACGUAAAGGCCACAACCUGUAGCCGAGUGAUCUGGACGGCUAUGGGGUAAUCACCAGGCUAACAGGGGACCCAGGAAUGAGCUGUCGAGACAGAAGCAACAAUUGACCCAGUUGUUUUGUGGUUAUGGGUGAGCAUCACUUUAUGCAAGCUGCGUUGCUGAAAACUACACAUAGAUCAAACUAUGUUUUGUUGAAUUAUGUCUCAAAUGUCCUAGUGAGAC